Messenger RNA from Gavialis gangeticus (Gharial), 2853 nucleotides. It is a transcript of the gene EGFL6, whose product is annotated as EGF like domain multiple 6. The transcript has 12 exons. The record is from RefSeq and is a predicted model, not a curated record. NCBI's taxonomy places the organism in Eukaryota, Metazoa, Chordata, Crocodylia, Gavialidae. Gene Ontology annotation, molecular function: calcium ion binding. Bases 1 to 1644 code for a protein of 547 amino acids. Gene Ontology annotation, cellular component: membrane.
AUGGGGCCCGGCGCCUGCAGCGUCCUGCUGGCUGCCCUGCUGCCCUGGGCUGCGGGGGCGUCUGCUGCCGCCGCCAGCUCAAGGGCUCACAAGCAGCUGAUGACUGUGAACCAGCCUGGAGUUUGCCGCUACGGUUCUAAGACAGAAUGUUGCUACGGCUGGCGAAAGAACAACAGAGGGCACUGUGAAGCCAUCUGUGAACAUGGGUGCAAGUAUGGUGAAUGUGUGGGGCCAAACAAAUGCAAAUGUUUUCCUGGAUUUACAGGGAAAUCCUGCAGUCAAGAUCUGAAUGAAUGUGGAUUGAAACCACGACCCUGUGAGCACAGGUGCAUGAACACUCACGGCAGCUACAAGUGCUAUUGUCUCAAUGGGUACAUGCUCAUGCCAGAUGGCACAUGUGCAAAUUCCAGGACAUGUGCCAUGGUGAACUGCCAGUAUGGAUGUGAAGAAAUCAAAGGGGAUGUGCGGUGUCUAUGUCCAUCAACCGGACUUCAGUUGGGACCUAAUGGAAGAACAUGUAUAGAUAUUGAUGAGUGCACCACUGGGAAAGCUAUUUGCUCUUAUAACCGCAGAUGUGUCAACACUUUCGGAAGCUACUAUUGCAAGUGCCAGAUUGGUUAUGAACUGAAAUAUGCCAAUGGCCGUUAUGGCUGUAUAGAUAUAAAUGAAUGUGCUGCAGAUACACACAAGUGCAACCUUCAUGCAGAGUGCCUCAAUACUCAGGGAUCCUUCAAGUGCAAAUGUAAGCAGGGCUAUAGAGGAAAUGGACUUGAAUGUUCUGUUAUUCCUGAAAAUUCACUGAAGGAAAUACCGAGAAUCCCUGGAGUCAUCAAGGACACAAUCAAGAAACUCUUUUCACACAAAAACAGUGUGAAAAAACAUGAAGAAAUCAAGAAUGUGAUCCCAGAACCAGCUCCCAAGCUGCACCUGCAGUCACUGGACUACGAAGGUGGUGUUUACAUUGGUGGAGCCCAGGAUGAAAAAAAAGAAAGUGAAGAUGCUGGAGAAGAGGAAGAAGUAGAUGAGGCAGAGGAAGAAGAAGAACAAGAAGGGUUUGAAAACCAGAUUGGUCAAGAUCAAAGCCUAAGAGGAGAUGUCUUUCUUCCCAAGGUGAAAGAAGCAGCUGCUUUUGGUCCUCUCCCAGCACAGAGAAAAGUUCCAGUAUUGAAACCAGAACAGGAAGUUGAUUGCAGCUUCAACAAGGGGGUUUGUAACUGGAAACAAGAUACUGAUGAUGACUUUGACUGGAAUCCUGCUGAUCGAGAUAAUGGUGAAGGAUACUAUAUGGCAAUUCCAGCUUUUCUGGGACGGAAGAAGGAUGUUGGCCGUUUGAAACUUCUCCUCAGUGACCUCAAGCCAAGGAGCAGCUACUGUUUGAUUUUCAACUAUAGACUUGCUGGAGAAAGAGUGGGGAAACUUCGAGUUUUUCUGGGCAGCCACAGAAGUACUCCUGUUUGGGAGCAGAGCAGAGGAAAAAAUAAAAGGUGGAGGACUGGAAAAAUAGAAGUACUUCAGGGGGUUGAAACCACUAAGAUUGUCAUUUUUGAAUCAGAACGUGGGAAGGGCAAAACUGGGGAAAUUGGAGUGGACAAUGUUAUAUUGAUUUCUGGCCUAUGCCCUGAAGAUGAACUGACAACUAUCUGAGCUUGGUUUAGUACCUAUGUUUAUAUUUGCUUUACAAGUACUGUAUUUUGUUACUUCCUGACCCAGAUAAAAAAAAAAUCUGUAAAAUAUGGUGUUUAAUGUGAUGCAACAAUGCAAACAGAAAAACUGACCUGCACAAAGUGCUCUGUAUCCGUUUGGGUACACAUUUUUAUAUGAUAUAUACUAAUACAAACUUUGAAUGUAGCACUACUGUAUUUUAUAAUGUAAGGUCAGGGUUUAUAACAUGUGAGAUGUUUCUCUGACUUUUUUACAGUACAUGUGAUUUUAUUUAAAUACAAUUCUUUUUUAGGGUGUUUUAGUAUCUGGACUACUUUUUUUUUUUCUUCAGAGCACAAAAAGCAGUAUUUAAGAGAAUUUGAGUAUCUCGAAUGACACUUAAGUGAGCCCAUGACAUAGCUAUCUAGAAUCUUUUUUUCCGAAGUGCCUUAUCCUGAUUAUUAGCAAUAUAAUAUUAUUAUCUUUAAACUGUAACAUUUAUGUUAAAAAAAUGUUUCUAAGGUGCUCAGUGGGCCUGAUUCUUCAUUUUGUUUUGUGUAAUGCUUAUCCUUGUAACGAAUGUGUGUAAAUCCUACAAUUUUUACACAUCUUUCUAGUCGCUCUACACUAUGAAUGCCUACAAAGUUUAAAACAGUGAAGAAAUCAAGCUCAGUACAUUCUUCAAGUGAAGUAAUAUGUAUUGUGACUUCAUAUUAUAAAAAUGUGAAGUCUGACAUUUAUCUGUUUAGGAAUUAGGUAACCUGUUCACCCCUCCAUUUGCAUGUUUAUUUGCCAUUAAAUUGAUGGGCAUUAACUUAAACAUGGAAGAACAAAUGUAUCUGACUUGCUAGACAAAACAGAUGUUAAUGUGUAGAUAGCAAAAGUGCUCAACAAUAAGCAGCAAGCAAUUGCUCCUUUAACGGAGGGAAAAAUGUUUUCAAGUAGUAUCAUUUCUUUCACAUGUAUAGUCAUUGCUAAUAAAAUAUGAAAAAGUCCACUAGGGUUAAGAGAUGUCUUUGUCACAGUUGUUAUUAUCUAAAUGAUUGUAGUGUAUUCUUAUAAACAACUAUGUGUAUCUUAAAAGGAAGAAAAAGGAAUACCAGAUGUUACAAUGACAGUAACAAAAAAACAUUAUUAAGAACAAAAGAAGACCUGCCACUGAUGUGCAAGAAACCUGAUGGAAAAACUAAUAAAUAUCCACUUUCUUUGUGA